AUGGAUGAACCAGGACAAUUUGGUGUAUGUUUAAACAAUUCGCAGUGUCGUGUAAUCUCAAUCAGUGCACAGGUGCCACUAUCAUGGGCCUUACCGCUAUACGGUUAUGUGAUGCCAUUUAUUGUUACCGUAACGCUGGCAACAAAUUCAUUCAUUGUGCUGGUUUUAUCGAAGAAAGACUUACGUACCCCGACCAAUUAUGUGCUGCUGGCAAUGGCUCUUUCGGAGCUACUCACUGGUCUAUCGUGCUUUCCCUGGCUGCUCUAUUACUACACUUUCCAUGGUUUCGAGACCGAUCAAGAGAGUGGCCUACCAGCGUUCUGGUGCACAAUGUUUCCGUAUAUGGCCUUUAUAUUACCGUCCAUUUUUCAUACUAUUGCAAUCUGGUUGACUGUUUACUUGGCUGUACAACGCUAUAUCUAUAUUUGUGUUCCAACUUUGGUGCAUGGUUACUGUACGAUAAGAAGGAGUAAACAGGUAAUCCUGAUGAUUUGUUUUACGGCUGUCUGGAUAUACGCACCCGAUACGUUCGCCACCUAUAAUCGCUCAUUAACAGAGUAUGAUCAUAAACUGAACAUGCGCAUGAAAGAGUUCAUGAUCAGUCAAAAGAAUAAAGCAACAGGAACAAUAAAAUUGUGUGUUCGUAUGCGUACAUGGUUUAUUGGUGCACUCGGUGACGACGUUUAUUACUUCAUGGUUUACGGCUUGCACACCAUCGUUGAUGUGAAGACUGAUUCGGAUACAAAGAAUAACGAUAACAACAAUAAUAAGGAUCAUCAAAAUAAAAAGCGUGAAUUGCGUGUUUAUCGUAUCAAAGCUGGAUUAUCCGAAUCCAAACGAGUUCAAGGCCUUAAACAAAAUACACGUAUGUUAAUAGUGGUAAUACUUCUAUUCCUAGUAACUGAAAUACCGGCUGCUUUAAUAUUCGCCACUCAUGUUGGUGCUGUUGGAUUGCACAUUGAAGCCAUUCUAAAGUACUACGGUCUUAUCAAUAAACUACUCAUAGUCAGAAACGUUCUCAUCGUUAUUUCCUAUCCGUUUCGAUUUGCCAUCUACUGUGGAAUGUCUCAACAGUUUCGAGAGGUUGUCCAGCAGAUGUUCACCACUAAGGUUUACUAUUAUCAUUAA
Molecule: messenger RNA, 1128 nt
Organism: Anisakis simplex (herring worm)
Lineage: Eukaryota; Metazoa; Nematoda; Chromadorea; Rhabditida; Anisakidae
Source: the annotation of a GenBank genome assembly